Cokeromyces recurvatus is the source of this 1021-nucleotide messenger RNA. RefSeq lists its product as uncharacterized. Gene Ontology annotation, cellular component: catalytic step 2 spliceosome; precatalytic spliceosome; U2 snRNP. The transcript is spliced from 4 exons. Gene Ontology annotation, biological process: mRNA splicing, via spliceosome. The record is from RefSeq and is a predicted model, not a curated record. Lineage: Eukaryota; Fungi; Mucoromycota; Mucoromycetes; Mucorales; Mucoraceae. Gene Ontology annotation, molecular function: RNA binding. The coding region runs from base 46 to 522 and encodes 158 amino acids.
UUUUUUUUUUUUUUUUUUCCUAAUAGUAUUUAAAUCUGAUAUAAAAUGAAUGUUGUUAAAGAAAUUCAAAGAAUAAAUCAGAGAGAGAUUACAAAUGGCACUUGGAGUGAUUCUAGUUCCUGGCAUGCACAAUAUAAAAAUUCCGCAUGGAUUUACAUUGGUGGUUUACCAUAUGAUUUAACUGAAGGUGAUGUUGUUUGCAUGUUUUCACAAUAUGGUGAGAUUAUUCAUAUUGAACUUAUUCGUGACAGAAAAAGUGGGAAAUCAAAAGGAUUUGCAUUUCUUCAGUAUGAAGAUCAACGUAGCACUAUCUUGGCUGUAGAUAAUCUAAAUGGUGCCAAAGUUUUAGGACGUACUUUACGUGUUGAUCAUUCUCUGACUGGACCGAAAAAACCAAAGAAAGAAGGUGAGGAAGAAUCAGAAGAUGAUGAACCAAAAAUGAAUGUUGCUCCACAAUUAAUUGAAGGUAAAUUAAGAAAAAAAUUAAUAUUCAUUUCUAAAGACACAAUGUAUGUACUUUAAAAAUCUUUUAUAAAAGUGGGCGAAAAAGAGGAAGAGUCUGAACAAGAAACCAAAGAUGAUAUUGACGAUGAAGAUCCUAUGGCAAGCUAUUUUAGAGAGAAAAAAGAAAAAAAAUCCAGAAAAGAUAAAAGCAGUAAGCAUAAACAUAGUAGCAGUAGUAGACAUCAUCGACAUAAAAGUAGCAGUAGUAGUAAAAGGAAAGAUGAAGAUAAGGAUCGAUAUAGAUCAAGUAGAGACAGGUCAAAAUCAUCUUCUAGACGCAAUUCACGAUCACCUGUUCGACGCUCUUCUAGAUCACCAUCCAGAAGAUAUUCUAAAUCUUUUUCAGAACGUUAUUCUCGAUCAUCGCCUUCUCGUAGUUCUACGCAUCGCUAUUCCAAAUCGCCAUCACGUCGUUAUUCUAGAUCCCCUUCACCACGUCGAUAUUCUAGAUCGCCAUCGCCACGUCGUCGUUAACCAAUGCUAAAAAGGAAUGGGUCAUAUAAUUGUAAUAAAUGCA